Molecule: messenger RNA, 1057 nt
Organism: Tuber melanosporum (Perigord truffle)
Lineage: Eukaryota; Fungi; Ascomycota; Pezizomycetes; Pezizales; Tuberaceae
Exons: 1
Coding region: 113-688 (191 amino acids)
Molecular function (GO): catalytic activity; pyridoxal phosphate binding; molybdenum ion binding
Source: RefSeq, a predicted model, not a curated record
GAACUCGAUAGAACCCACAAAAACGACCAACUAUCCACCCCCCCCUCACCCGCAAUCAUUACCCACACAUAUCCACCCUCUAAAACACCCCCAAUCAACCCAUAACCAAACAAUGCCCCCCAAAAUUCACUCAGUAUCCCUAUCGCCAACCCACUCCUUCUCCAAGAGGCCCGUCGCCUCCAUAACCCUCGUGCAAGGCUACGGCGUAAGCGGGGACUCCCACGCCGGCGCCACAAUCCAACACCUAAGCCGACAACGCACCAAUCCGUCCGCACCUAAUCUACGCCAGGUGCACUUUAUAUCUCGUGAAUUCCUCUCGACGCUUAGUCGUGACAGCGAAGAACCCGUCAAUCCCGGAGACCUAGGGGAGAACAUAACGACCUCAGACAUUGAUGUUUUGAGGUUGGGCAGGGGUGAUCGGUUGAGGUUUGUUAAGGAUGGAGUGGAAGGGGAGGAGGGGACAGUGGUGGUAGAGAUCACGGGGCUAAGGAAUCCGUGCCCGCAGAUUGAAAGGUUUAGGAAGGGGCUGCAGGAGAAGUGUGUUGUACGGCAGAAAGAGGGUGGCAGGAUUGUGCAGAGGAAGGCCGGGGUUAUGGGGGUUGUACUUCUUGGGGGCGAGGUAGAGGCUGGGAUGAGAAUUUUGGUGGAGCCAGCAGAGGGCGGGAGGGUUCCGUUGGAGGUUGUGUAGGGGGAGGUGUUUUUUUACCGUGAAUCGUGAUGGGGUGUGGAUGGUGAUCUUGGUUGGCUUAUUCUCUUCUUUUUUUUUUUUUUUAGCUAUCAGAUUAUGGAUUACGGAACGGAAGACACUUAUCGCGGAGAGAGGACCGCUAGGUCUGCAGGUUUUCUCGCAUGCGCGGGGAAGCAGAAUUGAGGUCUGGACACGCUGCAAUCCCAAAGUGAAGCUGAGGGCAUUUAGUUUGUUUUUUGUGCGAAGUGGAAGCUAUCGAGCGUGAGUGAGUGGUUAUGACGGAUUAUGAAUAGAUCACGGGAGGUGACCCGUAGAAACGUUUUGUCGUUGGAAUGGCUCAUUUGUUAGAUUGUUCAACUUGGGCAUAGC